Phragmites australis (common reed) is the source of this 2870-nucleotide messenger RNA. RefSeq lists its product as uncharacterized. NCBI's taxonomy places the organism in Eukaryota, Viridiplantae, Streptophyta, Magnoliopsida, Poales, Poaceae. The transcript has 10 exons. Bases 349 to 2415 code for a protein of 688 amino acids. The record is from RefSeq and is a predicted model, not a curated record.
GCGAAGGCUGCCACGGCCGCACCGUGUGUCUCUGAGGACAGCGCCCGCCGUUGGUUGGUUGGCUGCCUGCCUGCCUGCCUUGUCCCGCGGGGGCGACGCGCCGCGAUCCGGUCGCCGCCUCUGGUCUCCUACCUGCCGCGGCGCCGGCGGAGCACCGGACCGCGCGGUGGAAAGCGAGGUGGUGGUUUCUAGGGAGCCAUUGGUGAUUGGUGCCUCUCGCGUAGGAGGUUGGGGGGGGGGGGGGAGAGCGGUGGCUUUAUUACCGCCCGCGCGGGGGCAUUAACGCCGGGCUCUGCCGCCUUGGCAUGCGGAUAAGCACGACGCCAUGGGAGGACGCCGCUGACCUCGAUGCAGGGUGGGGAAGGACAACGCGGUGGCGAAAUGAUGCGGCACAGCGAGAAGCGGCAUUUCUUCCCGCUCACCAGCUUGCAAAUCGGGGAUUUACAGUCAUAUCUUGCAAAACUGACUAUAUUUUUGUGCCCUGAUACCAAGAAGUUCUUUAUAUUGCUCGACAACCACCCAUGGUUGCUAGAUCAGGACACAAGACCUGCUCACCUAUGGCAGCUGAUGGUUACCAAGUCAAGGCUAUCCCCUUUUGCAAACACUAGAACAAGGAGAAAGCAAGAUGAAACUGGUGGAAAGCUUGUAUUCUCAGAAAUCCCGAUAUCUGCCCCCCACCUGUGGAAUAAAUCUUCUAUAUGGUAUUCCUUGAUUGAUGAGGCCAUGCGGGAAAAGAAGCUUCAAGUAAAUAAGUUGAAGGAUUCUCGCCUACUGAACAAGGAGCUGCAUCAAACUUUAUAUGGUUUUAUUAUUUUUGAGGUAGACUGGGCUGACGUGCGUGGCAUCAAUUACUUGAAUGAACUUCAGACCGAUACAUCAAUGGUUGUGGAAUCUAAAAUAAUGAAGAGAUGGGAAUUUGAAAGUGUCAAUCAAGCUUCAUCAUUAAUCACUUCUUGGUUCUCAGGAAAUCACUCUGAAUGCCAGCUCUUACAAGACUACUUGAACAGCAUCUCUUCUAAUGGUGAUGUGUUUUAUGAUGCUCAGAAAGAUUUCUUAACAACUGAAUGGGACAGCGAGAGUUUACCGAGUGAUAAUGAUGAUUCUUGUCAUGCUCAAUGCAUCAGAGAGUCAUCAAGUUUCACAUGCUCAUCUUGCACACCACCUCCUUGCUCUGGACCUUACAAGAGAAGAAAAAUAACAAAAUCUUAUGCUGGAAGUAGUAUGUCUGAAGAAUCAUACUCAGAAAUUGUGACCUCACCAAGAUACUCUUCAUCGUCGUGUUCAUCAUGUGGCAGUGAUAACGAGAGUGCUAAGCCUCUGUUAGAGCCUAGCACAUAUAAGGAUGUACUGAUCUGUUUCCGCUUCAAUGAUCAUGACCUCCCAUUCAGACUGAAAGAAGUUAUACUUUCUGACGUGAGACUGUUAACGUUACUUGAGUAUGGCCUUCCUACAUGGGUCAUCUUUCUUCAGUCAUAUCCAGUGUUCUGCAAGAUAUAUCGCCCAUGGAUGUGCCCUCUCGCCAGAGCAUUGUAUGUCUUGAUGUCAAUAAUUACUGUCCUUAUAGGAUUUUAUGACCUCUACAAGAAUGUCCCCAUGUUGAAGGCAACUGCCUCAAGAUUGUUUGGCCCUUUAUUUGACUGGAUAGAAACGUGGGAAAUGAUAUCACGACUUAAGUAUCUGGGAACUAUGCUUUUUCUGCAUAACUUCCAGCAGGCUUUUACAUGGUCUCUUAAGAUUGUGAAUGCUGCUAAGUCUGCUCUUAAUGUUUUGACAAAGCCAAUUUUGGGACCAAUUUUGGAGUUUUUUGAAUUUACCCUGCCAAUAUGGAACCUUUGUGCUGAGACAGUAGGAUAUCUGAGCUCAGUUGUCAUGGUAUCGUUGGAGACGUCAUGGAGUGUAGUUUCUGAUACAGUGCAGAUGAUUAUCUGGCCAUUUUGGUUUGUCUUUAGUACUGUGCUUAACAUUGUAAAUGCAAUUAUGUACCCUGUAAUUUGGCUCCUUGGAGAGAUACUGGCUACACCUUUCCGAUUUGUCGUUGGGCUAUCUAGUUUUGUAGCAGACCUUUUUGUUGAUAUUGUCAGUGUUCUAAGGCAGACCUGGUCAGCAAUAAGUGCAUUAUAUCAAGUUGGAUCUGUGCCCAGAUCACCUGGGCUUACAUCUGAAACUAGCAUUUGGGGGUCACUCUGGAAAGAUCUUCUUUAUCAGAUUUUCCGUGCAAUCCGGAGCAUUUUGUAUGGUUUUGUUGCCUUUUUUUCAACAUGUAAUAGGCACCGGCUCAGCAUUUACAAUCACAUUGAAGUAUUUCUCCGGAGCUUAUCUCAUGUCUCCACUGGUGCACGACAUACCACCUCUCGCGAAGGAGCUCGAAAGUAUACUAGCCAAAAUUAUCCUAGAAGGAAAAGUAGGACGAGAUAACAGUGUAGUUGGGAGGUUAACAUAAGCAAGUAACAUGCUAAUUCAGGGAAAAUCCUUAGAAGGCAAAAAAGAAAACAAUAUAAGCCAAUCAAAAUAUGGAGACUGGAGAGAGAACAAUCAGUAACUGAGUGGAAAUUCUACGCGGUUGGGGCCUUCAUAACAAGAUGACCUUGGAACAGUCAUGUACAGGACUCAUACAUCAACGCUGAAAGUUCCGUUACAUAGCUCUAACCAGCAGUUUCCUUCUGUACCAAGUACCGGCAAGCAGUGAAGCAAAACACUGCAACUGUACAUAAGCGGGCCUUCUUACUGUUGUUCGUUGUCAUAGCUUGUAUUGUAGGCUUGUGCAUAUCCUCCUAUAAUAUCCCCUCUGAACAACAAUUUUGUAAUGUAUGUCUCCAGCAUUUAUGCAGUGUUCAGUUUCCUUGAAAAAGUUGCGCCAUUCGUUCAUUUUA